GUCAUGGAGCUGCUGGUUCAUCUGAAUAAGCGCAUCAAAAGUCGUCCAAAAAUUCAGCUUCCAGUAGAGACAUUGCUAGUUCAAUAUCAAGAUCCUUCUGCAGUGUCUUUUGUCACUAAUUUUACCAUAAUUUAUGUUAAGAUGGGAUACCCCCGUCUGCCUGUGGAAAAACAAUGUGAAUUAGCUCCAACUCUUCUCACUGCAAUGGAAGGGAAACCUCAGCCACAGCAAGACAGCCUGAUGCAUCUUCUAAUACCAACCCUUUUUCACAUGAAAUAUCAAACUGCGGACCCACUGAAAGCAGCAGCUUCUCCAUUUAAUCUUGCUGAAAAACCAAAGACUGUACAGCUGCUUUUGGACUUUAUGUUGGAUGUUCUUCUUAUGCCUUAUGGGUUUGUAUUGAAUGAAUCUCAGAGUCGACAAAAUACGCCCUCAGCCCAGGGCUCCUCCUCAAGUAGUGUGGGAGGUCCUGGAAUCCCUCAGCCGCCUCCAGGGAUGAGCUUUUAUGCAGCUAAAAGAGUAAUUGGAGAUAGCCCAUGGACACCAGAGCUGCUGGAACAGUGUAAACUGGGGAUAGUGAAGUUCAUUGAAGCUGAGCAAGUGCCAGAACUUGAAGCUGUUAUACACCUGGUUGUGGCCUCCAGUGAUACAAGACACAGUGUUGCCACUGCAGCAGACCUUGAACUGAAGAGCAAACAGAGUUUAAUUGACUGGAACAAUCCUGCUAUCAUCAACAAAAUGUAUAAAGUGUAUCUUGGGGAUAUACCACUGAAAACUAAGGAGGGAACUGUUCUGAAACCAGAAAUGAAACGAGAGUCAGUCAGCACCCGUGUUAAAUUAAAGAUUGUUCCUCAUCUUCUGCGAUCCAGACAAGCUGCAGAAAUGUUUCCAGCGAACAUUCAGGUGGUUUAUGAUGGCCUCUUUGGUGCAAACACAAAUGCAAAACUGAGAAGUCUGUCCUUGCAAUUUGUGCAUCAUAUUUGUAUCAUUUGUCCAGAAAGUAAAAUUAAGCCGUUAGGCCCAAUGCUUUUAAAUGGACUUACAAAGCUGAUCAAUGAAUACAAAGAGGAUUCAAAACUGCUGUCAAUGGCAUAUUCAGCGGUUGGAAAGCUCUCCAGCCGAAUGCCUCAGCUCUUUACCAAGGAUAUAGCACUGGUACAGCAGUUUUUUGAAGCUUUAUGCAAGGAAGAUACUGAUACUAGACUUGCCAUUCAGGAGGCCUUGUCUAUGAUGGUUGGAGCAUACAUUAACUUGGAAGGAGCCCAGCAUACCCUGAUGGAAGCUCUUGUAGCUUCUUACUUAAUAAAGCCUGAAGUUCAAGUACGUCAAGUGGCUGUAAAAUUUGCUAGUACAGUAUUCCCUCCAGAUCACAUCCCUUCCAGAUACUUACUCCUGUUAGCUGCAGGAGACCCGCGGGAAGAGGUACAUGGAGAAGCACAGCGGGUGCUGAGAACAUUUCCUGGUAAAAAUGAAAAGGAGAGUUCUGUGAAGCAGAUGCCUUCCUUCCCUGAAAUGGUCCUUUACAUUCAAGACAAGGCCUCUCACCGAAUGAAAACUUCAGCUAAAUAUAUGACUGGAACUGCAGCGUUGCCUUUCAAUCCUGCCACAUUUGAAGAGAUAGUUCUGUAUCUGCGGAUGUGUCUUGCUCACAGUGCAGGUGUGGUGCCAACCUCACAGAGCUUGGCAGAUAUGCAAGAUCAUGCUCCAGCCAUUGGACGUUACAUAAGAAACCUCAUGCCUGGCAACCACAUAUCUUUCUCUUCCUCCUCCUCUUCAAAAAGUGCAGAAACCAAUCCUGUACUUAUAUAUAUUGGCCUUCUUCAGCAACUGUUAGCUGGUGUUGGAGGUUUGCCAGUCAUGUAUUGUCUUCUAGAAGUUGUUUCAGUGUAUCCAGAAAAACUAGCCACCAGAUUUGUAGACAAAAUGGAUUGGAUAAAG
Mesitornis unicolor (brown roatelo) is the source of this 1938-nucleotide messenger RNA. RefSeq names its product proteasome-associated protein ECM29 homolog. Lineage: Eukaryota; Metazoa; Chordata; Aves; Mesitornithiformes; Mesitornithidae. Gene Ontology annotation, biological process: proteasome assembly. Gene Ontology annotation, cellular component: cytoplasm; nucleus. The transcript has 17 exons. The record is from RefSeq and is a predicted model, not a curated record. Gene Ontology annotation, molecular function: molecular adaptor activity. The annotation marks the transcript as partial.